This is a messenger RNA of Apaloderma vittatum (bar-tailed trogon), 1928 nucleotides long. It is a transcript of the gene TMTC1, whose product is annotated as transmembrane and tetratricopeptide repeat containing 1. Lineage: Eukaryota; Metazoa; Chordata; Aves; Trogoniformes; Trogonidae. The annotation marks the transcript as partial. Gene Ontology annotation, molecular function: protein binding; mannosyltransferase activity. Gene Ontology annotation, biological process: protein O-linked glycosylation via mannose. The record is from RefSeq and is a predicted model, not a curated record. The transcript is spliced from 9 exons.
ACUGUACCCCCGUCACGCAAGUGCUCUCAACAACUUGGGGACGUUGACCAAAGAUGUGGUGGAGGCAAAGGAUUACUACAGACGGGCCCUUCAGCUAAACCCUCAGCAUAAUCGAGCACUCUUCAAUCUUGGCAACCUGCUCAAGUCCCAAGGGAAGAAAGAGGAAGCUGUAAUCUUGCUGCGGGACUCCAUUAAGUACGGCCCAGAGUUUGCAGAUGCUUACUCGAGCCUGGCCUCGCUGCUAGCUGAACAGGACCGGCUUAAGGAAGCAGAGGAAGUCUAUAAGGCUGGCAUAGAGAAUUGUCCAGAGAGCUCUGAUCUGCACAACAACUACGGUGUUUUCUUGGUUGAUACCGGGGCUCCCGAACGAGCCGUGUCCCACUACAGCCAGGCCAUCCGCCUGAGCCCCGCUCACCACGUGGCCAUGGUGAACCUGGGCAGGCUUCACCGCUCCCUGGGGCAGAACAAAGAGGCUGAAGCAUGGUACAAGAGGGCACUGAAGGUAUCCCGGAAGGCUGAAAUCCUGUCCCCACUGGGGGCUCUGUAUUACAACACAGGGCGGUAUGAAGAGGCGUUGCAGGUUUACAGGGAAGCGGCAUCACUGCAGCCUUCAAACAAAGAGAUCCGACUGGCGCUGGCUCAGGUUUUAGCAAUGAUGGGGCGGACAAAAGAAGCAGAAAAGAUGACGAACCAUAUACUCAAUGAGGAUGUGGAGUGUCUGGAGUGCUACCGCCUUCUGUCAGCCAUCUACAGCAAGCAGGAGCACUAUGCCAAGGCACUUGAAGCUAUAGAAAAAGCUCUUCAGCUAAAACCAAAGGAUCCAAAAGUCAUAUCAGAGCUCUUUUUCACUAAAGGAAACCAGCUAAGAGAGCAGAAUCUCCUUGACAAGGCUUUUGAGAGCUAUAAACGAGCUGUGGAACUCAACCCAGACCAAGCACAGGCCUGGAUGAAUAUGGGAGGCAUUGAGCACAUCAAGGGGAGCUACGUCACUGCCCGUGGCUACUAUGAGAAAGCCUUACAGCUGGUUCCAAACAGCAAGCUGCUGAAGGAGAAUCUGGCCAAACUGGAUCGCUUGGAGAAACGGUUUCAGGAAGUCCAGGAGAAAGACCAGACAUAGCAUUCUGUCACCAAUGGAAAGAAACCCAUGCCCCUUGGAGAAGAGUAUGGUGGAAACCUAUUGCUCAAAGUGAUGCCGAAGGAACUUUGAUACAACUCAGAAUUACGGAAGGCAAAUUAUGAAUGCAUGCUUGUGUUUCACCAAAGUUAAAGGAGAUACUUAGCUCCUGUGGGACAUGCUGGAGAAUGAAUCAAAACCUUCAUUUAAUCAAGAUUUAUGUUUUGGCUGAAGCCCUUUUAAUCACAUCAGGUGUGUGGGUGGAACAUGUACCUUCAAUAUCUUGGUUAUCGCUUGAGAAACCAUGAAGAUAAAGCAUUCAUCCAUUGGAGCAGGGGUGAAAUAGCACCUCCUAUUUCUCAACACAGGCUCACCUCGUCCACAUAAAGUACCACUGAUGAGCUUUGUAGCAAGUGCUGCCAGGUCGUUCUGAGCCGGGAAAGAUAGUCCUAAUGGUCAUGUAAAAAGGUUUCAAGGGGUUAAUGCUGAGGAAGUGGUGGCCACUUUUACAGCUCUAAAUGUGGCGUGAAAAUUAUUCUAAGGAAAGGGAAAGCGGUAUCUGAAUAUCACCCUGGAAGGGUGUUUCUACAAAUAGGACAAAUGAUCCUUUGAGGGAAAAACCUCACCUGAAUGUUUUACUCAUAAGAUAGUAAUAUUGUAGUAAUUCAGGUUCAUGAUGUCAGUAUUGUCAAAUAACGUAUGGCUUUACCCUUUGCCCUCUUCCUCCAAGCCAAAUGAUUACUCUGAAAAAAACAGAAGCUUCAAAAGGCAAUGGGAAACUCUAGGAUUACUUGUCCUCCUGUCCAGUCCCCAG